Messenger RNA from Meloidogyne enterolobii, 797 nucleotides. Lineage: Eukaryota; Metazoa; Nematoda; Chromadorea; Rhabditida; Meloidogynidae. The record is from the annotation of a GenBank genome assembly.
AUGGAACGAAUUUUUUCCAAGCAAAAUCUUUUUGAAGCUUAUAUUCAAACUGUUUCAAUGUUGGAAGCACCUUUGAAAAUACUUGAGGCCGAAAAUAAAUGUACAAUGAACAGAUUAAUGAUAGAAAUGAUCAAAUUGGAAAAUGCUUGGAGAGGAGAAGUAAGAGGAGAUGAUUUAGUCAGAGCAGCUUUAGCCAAAAGUGGAUUCUGAAUAUGAUUUACAAGUAUGGUUUGAUUGGAUUCUUGAGAGAACAAGAGAAUGUCGAAGUACUAAAUUACUCAGGUCUGUAUUUCAUGAAGAAUUUUUUAAGGUAUUUAAUAGGGUCGUUGGCGAUUUUAAAAACCGAAAACCGGGGAUACCGGUUGAUAAUCGGUUGCCAACAACCCUAGUAUUUAAAUUAAUAAGUAUAAGUAAUAUUUUUUUCAAGGCUGCAUGGGAUGUACAAAUUAUUUGUAAACCAAAACUUCGUCGUGAUUAUUCAAAAAGUUACAAACAGAAAUUAAAAACGAUGAUUUGGCCGAGAAAGGACUAGAUUUUGAGAUGGAACAGUAUGAAACUGGAUGUAAGAAUUUGGGAGGACAUAAGCUAGAUUUGCUAAAAUUUUGGAAAGAAACUUCAAACAAAAUUCCACUUCAUUACAAUCAUUAUUUAAAGAUGGAUAAAAUUUUGUUGUUUUAUAUAUUUUUUCAAUUUUAAUAAAAAAAUUCCUACUCGUAAAAUUCUUUUAAAUUCCAAAGGAGAGACUACACGAACGAAAAUUAACAGAAAAAAAGAAGAGAAAUAUAAUGGCAGAGCAG